GAACUGGGUCAAGUAUCUGAAUUGUGACGAUCCAGCCGUUCAGUCCUAUCCGUAAGCCCUCUUAUACCUGUUGAUGGGCCGAUAGAAUAUUCCAUAAAAGCCGCCCUAUCCGAACCACCUACCUUAGUCCCACAUUGACAUACGGCGGUUGACAUAAACUUCAGCGGAGCCGAAAGCAGUUUGAGGUUGAGCCAGGAGAGCACCAAACCAGCCUGACUGUCAUGCUACGUACCAUCUCCAUCACAGCUGCCCCAUACAUCAGUUCCAGGCAUCUGUUUGCCCUAUAGGCUGCCAGCAGAUCAGCUGCGACUUCCUCCGGGCCGCCCAAUGUGCAUCCGAUGCGCUUGUGCCGGCACCGUCAUGUCAAGAAUCCCGGUGGGAAGAGAGUCAAAAGACAAGGAGAUACAGCGACACAGAGAGAAACUAGGUCUACGCCGCCGCCGGCCUCGUGAUCUGUCGGCUACAAGAUAUUGCAUCUGGACGUGCCUCGAAUCGCCAGUUACGAACCCCGCCCUAGUCCUAAAUCGUGGACGAUCAAACUGGCUGCGUUUGUGCGAGUUUGACGGCCUGGGCAGCAGGCGUCAGUGCCCUAAACGCAUCUGCCGACAGCCAUUGACCAACCAUGUCCGCCCGAAAGGCCCCGACAGCCCCGUUCCCGACAAGGUUAUCAAUCUACUUGCCCUUUUCAUCACAGCCGGCAGGAUAAAGUUGGGACGACAGGCGGUACGAAAAAAAAAAAAAGGAAAACCCCGUAGUGCGAAAGUAGUAUCAAACAUACGGCGAAAAGGUUGGGUGAGAGCCUAGAGGGGACGCGUUUCCCCCCACGAGUCCAAAGAUAUGCGUACCUAAACAGGACUGGUCUUCUCUGUUGUGUAAUAUGUUUUGGCAGCACUACGAGAUUGUGAUCGCCAACAUGGCAACAAAACUUUUCC
This is a messenger RNA of Sodiomyces alkalinus F11, 932 nucleotides long. RefSeq lists its product as hypothetical. The transcript has 3 exons. The coding region runs from base 328 to 804 and encodes 158 amino acids. The record is from RefSeq and is a predicted model, not a curated record. NCBI's taxonomy places the organism in Eukaryota, Fungi, Ascomycota, Sordariomycetes, Glomerellales, Plectosphaerellaceae.